CGAUCCAUUCCGAGCUCAGAGAAAUGGCCUGACACAUCGUGCCAAAAAAACGCAACCAAAUCCCGACGAUUCAAUUUGUACGACAUCACCCAACCCGUCUUAUCCACGACACAAUCAAUUGCAACCGCCCAAGUCGCCCUCCAACUCGCCUUCAUCCCAAUUGGACCCAUCUCCACUCCUUCCGCCUCUCCGGAUCACAGACAAAAUGAUGCGAACUUCGCUCCUGCGCGCCACCCGAGCUGCUGCUCCUUCAGCACGCCUCGCCAUGGUCCAGCGGGCCGCCGCCUCGACACACGCCAUCUCGAAUCCUACUCUGGCCAACAUUGAGAAGCGAUGGGAGGGCCUGCCUCAGCAGGAGCAAGCCGAGCUCUGGAUGGCUCUCCGAGACCGCAUGAAGGAGAACUGGGCCGAUCUUACCGUCAACGAGAAGAAGGCUGCCUACUGGAUUGCUUUCGGUGCUCACGGUCCCCGUGCCCAGCCACCGGCCGAUGAGGGCCGCAAGGUCGCCCUUUACGUUGCCAUCGGUGUUGGUGUUUCUUUCGCCCUCUUCGCUACCAUGCGCAUGUUCGCCAAGCCUCCUCCUUCCACCAUGACCAAGGAGUACCAAGAGGCCACCAACGAGUUCGUCAAGAACCAACGCGCAGAGCCUCUCACCGGUAUCUCAUCCCCUGGCUACUCGGGCAAGGGUAUGGUUCAGUCGCCCCCCAAGCACUAAGCGUGCUACCGCUGCUGCAUCGACAGCUACUACUCUACUAAUGAUGACUCGUCGAUACCGAUAAAAAUCAAUAUACCAAUCUAUCUCAUUUUCCCUUUGUCAUUAGAAAGGAGCAAGCUCGAGAAGCAAGGCAGGGUCGGGGGGCGCGAUACAGCGGUCCAGUGUACAAAAGCAAUCCAACUGAAAGAAGAUUACUAGAGUGGCCGGGCUGCCUGAUUUGGCUAUCUGAUAACUAUGAGCAAAAUUAUUGGAGAAGAGCGAUGCAGCUGAAUGACUGCCCCGUCCUAACAAACACCAGAUAGCGUCAUGGCGAUCGGGGACGUUGUACAUAUGUACCAGUGGAAAUUUUAUAUUGUUCAGAAAA
Messenger RNA from Truncatella angustata, 1079 nucleotides. Its product is annotated as cytochrome c oxidase subunit IV family. The transcript is spliced from 3 exons. Gene Ontology annotation, biological process: mitochondrial electron transport, cytochrome c to oxygen. The coding region runs from base 206 to 715 and encodes 169 amino acids. The record is from RefSeq and is a predicted model, not a curated record. Lineage: Eukaryota; Fungi; Ascomycota; Sordariomycetes; Amphisphaeriales; Sporocadaceae.